Messenger RNA from Merops nubicus (carmine bee-eater), 507 nucleotides. It is a transcript of the gene UNG, whose product is annotated as uracil-DNA glycosylase. Gene Ontology annotation, molecular function: uracil DNA N-glycosylase activity. Gene Ontology annotation, cellular component: mitochondrion; nucleus. Lineage: Eukaryota; Metazoa; Chordata; Aves; Coraciiformes; Meropidae. Gene Ontology annotation, biological process: base-excision repair, AP site formation via deaminated base removal; base-excision repair. The annotation marks the transcript as partial. The record is from RefSeq and is a predicted model, not a curated record. The transcript is spliced from 4 exons.
GUCAAGGUUGUCAUUUUGGGACAAGAUCCAUAUCAUGGACCUAACCAAGCUCACGGGCUGUGUUUCAGUGUCCAGAAGCCUGUUCCACCUCCCCCCAGUUUAGAAAAUAUUUACAAAGAACUAUCUACAGAUGUUGAGGGCUUCACUCAUCCUGGACAUGGUGAUCUCACAGGCUGGGCCAAGCAAGGAGUGCUGCUGCUCAACGCGGUCCUCACGGUGCGAGCCCACCAGGCCACCUCCCACAAGGAGAAGGGCUGGGAGCAGUUCACGGACGUGGUGGUGUCCUGGCUCAACAAGAACCUGCAGGGGGUGGUCUUCAUGCUGUGGGGAGCCUACGCCCAGAAGAAAGGCAGCUCCAUUGACCGGAAACGGCACCACGUCCUGCAGACGGCCCAUCCCUCCCCUUUCUCUGUCAACAGAGGAUUUUUUGGCUGUCGGCAUUUCUCCAAGACCAACGAGUUGCUCAAGAAGUCUGGGAAGAAGCCCAUUGACUGGGGAGCGCUCUGA